AUGGUGCUCUCCUUCAUCCUCAUACAGAACCGGCAAGGGAAGACGCGCCUUGCGAAGUGGUAUGCGCCGUAUAGCGAUGAGGAAAAAGUCAAGUUGAAAGGCGAGGUCCACCGCCUAAUCGCGCCCCGCGACCAAAAGCAUCAAUCCAACUUCGUCGAGUUCCGCAACACCUCCAAGAUCGUUUACCGGCGGUACGCAGGUCUCUUCUUCUGCGCAUGCGUCGACACAAAUGACAACGAGCUCGCGUAUCUGGAGGCGAUACACUUCUUCGUCGAGGUUUUGGAUGCAUUUUUCGGGAACGUGUGUGAGCUGGACUUGGUGUUCAACUUUUACAAGGUCUAUGCGAUCUUGGAUGAAGUCUUCCUUGCGGGAGAGAUCGAGGAGACGAGUAAACAGGUUGUGUUGACGAGGUUGGAGCAUUUGGACAAACUGGAGUGA
Coniosporium apollinis CBS 100218 is the source of this 438-nucleotide messenger RNA. Its product is annotated as AP-2 complex subunit sigma. NCBI's taxonomy places the organism in Eukaryota, Fungi, Ascomycota, Dothideomycetes. Gene Ontology annotation, biological process: clathrin-dependent endocytosis; protein transport. The coding region runs from base 1 to 438 and encodes 145 amino acids. The record is from RefSeq and is a predicted model, not a curated record. The transcript is spliced from 5 exons. Gene Ontology annotation, cellular component: intracellular membrane-bounded organelle; AP-2 adaptor complex. Gene Ontology annotation, molecular function: clathrin-cargo adaptor activity.